Molecule: messenger RNA, 2476 nt
Organism: Trichobilharzia regenti
Lineage: Eukaryota; Metazoa; Platyhelminthes; Trematoda; Strigeidida; Schistosomatidae
Source: the annotation of a GenBank genome assembly
CACGUUUGCUGCUGAGGGGCAGUGAGGAGCGCUUUGGAUAAAAGCCGCGAAAAUGAGCAUUUUGUCUGGGACAGAAGGUGGCAGAUAUGAUUCCUACAUUGCCUGAGAAAAUGCUCGAUCCAAAUGUGUGUAUCAAAAAGCCCUUUGAUUUUGGGUAUCCUGUAUUGUGUGGCUCUUUGGGAUGGAAGCAAGGUGAUGAAGAAGGAAAAUGGGCUCAGAAAGCUAUCGAGACUUUGAUCAAAAAAUUGAAAAAACGCAAGGGUGUUUUGGAAAGACUUCAGCAUGCUUUAUUACAUCCAAAUGAGCCCAGUGAGUGUGUGACUAUUCCUCGGUCUCUUGAUGGACGGAUACAAGUUUCUCACCGAAAAGGGUUUCCGCAUGUCAUCUAUUGUAGGGUUUGGCGAUGGCCUGAUCUACAGAGUCACCAUGAAUUAAGACCUGUGGAAAACUGCAAACUUCCGUUUAGUUCCAAGGAGACUGAGGUGUGCAUUAACCCAUACCACUACACUCGAGUUGACUACCCUGUAUUACCUCCCGUCUUGGUACCGCGCCAUAAUGAAUAUCCAACAAUUGAUUCUAUCAAAAAAGAACCUACGACAGGUGACCAACCAUGUGACUCUCAGUGUUAUUCAGAAUUUCAUGCUGUGAAUUAUCAAGAACCAAAAUAUUGGUGCAGUAUUGCAUAUUAUGAGUUAAAUUCACGCAUUGGUGAAGCUUAUUUUGCCAGCAUACCGAGUAUCAUUGUUGAUGGAUUCACUAAUCCUGGUCGAGAUAGUGGUCGAUUCUCUUUAGGCUUUCUAUCGAAUAUAAACCGGAGUUUAGCUGUUGAAAAUGCCCGGAAACAAAUUGGAAAAGUGGGCUCCGGUUUCGGAUUCUUUCAAACAACUUCAGCUUUAUUACUGUCAUCUGUUCGACGUAAUUGGGUUGUAACUCAUUGUUCAAUGUUCAGUCAUGUUACUUACCUACGUGGGAGAAAAUGGGUACUAAGAGUGUCUUAACCUUAUGAUUCUUACAUCUGACUUCUUCGGGGCUGAUUCUCGACUAACUUUCUCCACAAAACCAUUGAUUCACAUGGACGUGAAGGGCGUUCAUUUGUUUACAUUUGGUGGUGAUGUAUACGCUGAAUGCUUAUCAGAUUGUAGCAUUUUUAUUCAAUCACGUGAAUGCAACGAACGUCAUCAUUUUCAUCCAACAACUGUGAUUAAAAUACCUCCUGGUAGUUGUUUACGUAUAUUUUCUAAUCGUCAAUUCGCUCAUAUACUUAGUUAUACUAUUCAACGUGGUGUUGAAGCCACCUAUGAUCUUGUACGUAUGUGUACUAUACGUAUGAGUUUUGUUAAAGGUUGGGGUGCUGAAUAUCAUCGACAGGAUAUCACAUCAACACCAUGUUGGAUUGAAAUACACUUACGUGGACCAUUUCUAUGGCUUGAUCGUGUUCUACGUCAAAUGGGUCCAAGUCGAAGUCCUAUUUCAUCAGUUUCAUAAUUGAUAUAUGCACAACAAUAUUGUUAUCUUCUUCAACGGAUUUAUUUCAUCAUUUGGUUCAUACACACAUUUCCCUUUUUUUCUUUUUUGCUCUCUCCUGUUCUAUAUGUUAUAUAUAUCUCUCUUACUUGCAUAAAUGUUGUGAUCUCAUUCAUUAAGUUUGAUUGUAUUCAUCAGAAUUAUUAACUCACUCAUCAUCAUUCUGUGAUUAUUUUAUCCUACAGUGUGAUUUAAUUCACUUGUAUUGUCACUUAUACCCUUGAUUAUUUCGUUUGUUUUUGCUUUAUAUAUUUACUACUAUUAUUAUGAUUAUUAUUGCUAUUUAUUUGAGCAAUGAAAUCUUUGUUGAGUAUGUACACACACGAACACGCACACACACACACACAUGUUUUCACGCACCCCCUCCCCACCACCAUCACUCUUCCCUUCCUGUCACACUUGUUUUGUUUUUUCUCUGGUCUUAUCAUAUAUGCAUUAAAAAAAAGAGACACAAAGAGGUGUGCCCUAUACUUACCAAUGAUUAUCUUUCGUUGUUGACCUUUUCGAGGCAAUCUGUGCAUUGGUUUCCUCAUCUCUCUUCAUCUAUCUAACUUAGUCAGUAAGUGCACUAUCAUGUUUAUAGAUACACAUACUUAUAUUCCAGAAUUUCAACACAUCUUAUCUAAAACAUUGAAGAAGAAAAAAUUAAUAGAAUAGCGCCGUUCAACACACACACACACACUCUCUCUCUAAUCAGUCUUUUAUUCUCUACUAUUGUUGGCCUGUUUGUUUUUAUCUUCGUUGUGUAGUUUUUGUGCUUGUUUGUGUUGGAUUUGCUUGCACAACAGAAUAUUAUUAUUAUUACUACUACUACUAUCAUUAUUAAUAAUAAUGAUAAAUUAUAUUGUGUACAUUGUUUAUUAUUGCAAUUGUUAACAUUUGAAAAAGGCAUGUGUAUUAAUUUCAGUGCAAUGAUAAUUUAGAAAAAAAAAUCAAAUUGAUAGUUGCAUUC